UUUUUUGGAGACCAGAACACUUUCUGUCAGUAUCGACACCGUAAUCUCCCUCGAGCGUGUCCACUGGAGCAGUACAUGGGGCGACAAUAGAUUGUGACUUGCUGUUCGUAGGAAAUGUACAGCAGUAGGGGUUCUACGGCGCCAAUCGCCCCAGUCCAGCCCAAAAUUCUCGGUGAAAUUCUGCUACCCGAUUCAAAAGACUACAAAUUGUACUGCUGGAAAGUACGGAAUGGGUCUUCCGUACGAAAAGGAGAGACAGUGGCACUCGCAAUCCACAGAGACGGCAGCAACGGCUUGGGCUCGUCUGAAGCGGGCGCAGUAUCAUCGUCUUUGCCAACAUCCCAAACCCCAUCUACUGCUACACAGCCAGCCUCCUCCAACAGAUCGCAAUAUAAGCGACCGACGAAACGAAGAAAACACGUUGUACAAUCACCUGAUGGCGAUGCCGAAACCAUAAUGGACGAGAAGCCUGCAGCGGAUACAAAAAAGGCUUCGAAUGCCACCGCCAACAACGUUGCUCCUGCCACACCGUUGACGCCUGCCCCUACUUCCGACUCAAUUUCGGCGUCCGAGAAGAUACCGAUUCUGGCGACAGCGGAUGGUUUGGUUCGCAUGGGAAGAUUAGAGGGAAUUCAUCAGCAACAUGAUGUUCUUAUCGGUUUCAUCGAGGAGUGUACCCAUCCAACCGUUAUAGACGGUCUUUGUGCCGUGUGUGGCAAGUCUGUAGACAAAACAAAGACACCGGGCGAAGCAUCGCACUCGGAGCAAUCGCCUCAGUCAGACAUGUCACGGGUCACCGUUUCGGGACAUACCGUCACUGUGUCGCGCGCGGAAGGUCAACGAAUGGCACAACAAGAUGCGGAGCGGCUACAAAAGCGAAAGAAGCUGUCGCUCGUUCUCGAUCUCGAUCAUACUCUGGUACACGCUACAAACGAUACUCGUGCCCAACAAUUUUGCAAAUCUCGGGACGAUGUGCGAACUCUUAUUCUACCAAUGUUACGUCCCAAUGGGGAACCGCGGCAGCCGCAACAUCCCGAAUGGACGCAACAUUUUGUCAAGAUGAGACCGCACGUGGAAGUAUUCUUGAACGAAGCCCAGGACCAAUACGAAAUUGGUGUAUAUACUGCCGGAACAAGAGACUACGCCGAACAAAUUUGCAUUUUGCUGUGCCGGCACUUACUGGGGGUUUCGCGGGACCAGCCAGAAAUGGAUAUGUUGCGAUACCGGAUUGUUAAAAUGGAACAGGCACUUUUCCAGUCGACAUCAUGCGCGGACCCAGAGGAGCACGAACCUACUCGCGCAUCCGAAUCUCUUGAAGCACCACUACCAAGUGUGGAUCGUUCGCACGAGAAUGGUGGGACGAAUACGCUAUCCGACGAGGCAAAACACGGCGUGGACCCAGAGGAGUACGACCGUGCACAGGCAUCCGAGCCCCUUGAAGCACCAUUAUCAAGUGUGGAUCUUUCGCACAAUAAUGGUUUGACGAAUACGACGUUACCCGACGAGGCAGAACACGCUGGAUCUAAACGCAAACGAGUAACGUUUGGGGCUAGUCCAGAUGAAGCCAAAUCAGAUGGCCCAUCGGCAAUGAAUCUUGAAAAGCUCAAGACAGAGCUACGAGAAGCGCAAGCCCUGGAGGACAAGGUACUGGAACUGCGGCAGCGUUUGUUUGGGAGCCGAAUAGUGUCUCGAACCGACGUUAGAGACUUGGGUCAGAAUGUAAAAAGUUUGAAACGAAUAUUUCCUUGCGGUGGAAUCAUGGCGGUGGUAAUGGAUGAUCGGGAAGAUGUAUGGGCCAAUGCAGCAGACAUUUUGACCGUUCGAAAGGGCGAACCACCCGACAAUCUUUUGCUUGUACGACCUUAUCAUUGGAGUUCCUUUUUGGGGUUUGCGGACGUGAACAAUGCUUCCGGUGCUGACCUGUCCGGAGAAAGUGAGGCGGGCGACGUCGAGACGGACGAGCAAUUGUUGUGGUCACUCGAUAUUUUGCAGCGGGUUCACCGUCGCUUCUACGAAUCGGAUGGCAGCUUCCUUGGUGCUCUUACCCAGACGGUCCCCGAUAUCGUCAAGCAAUUGCGAGCGGAAACACUGCAUGGCGCGCAUCUGGUAUUUUCGGGAAUGGUUCCGUUACACCGACAGCAACAGCAACUAGAGUCCGGCGACAAAGUAGUUCCCCGACCGACCGUGAUUCGCUAUGCCGAAACGCUCGGGGCCAAGGUAUGGUCCAAAGUUACACCUGUGCUCACCCACGUCGUGGCGGCGAAAGAUGGAACUGACAAAAUUUUGGCAGCGCGAAAGCUUCCGGGAUGCAGGAUUGUCAAGCCAGGGUGGUUGAUGGAGUGCGUGUGGAGUUUGACGAGGCGAGACGAAGGCCGGUAUUUGCUGGGUGAUGCAUCUCCGCGAUUCUCGGAACUCCGCACACCACUGUCCGAGUAUUCGACCGCUAAGGAAAAUUCGUCUAGUGAACUUGACGAUGAUUCGGAAGAUGACGACUUGGCCGCCCAAUUUGAAAGCGAAUUAAUGGAAGAAGAGGAAUACGUAUAA
This is a messenger RNA of Phaeodactylum tricornutum CCAP 1055/1, 2544 nucleotides long. RefSeq lists its product with no specific name. The record is from RefSeq and is a predicted model, not a curated record. Gene Ontology annotation, molecular function: RNA polymerase II CTD heptapeptide repeat phosphatase activity. The transcript has a single exon. NCBI's taxonomy places the organism in Eukaryota, Bacillariophyta, Bacillariophyceae, Surirellales, Neidiaceae. Bases 115 to 2544 code for a protein of 809 amino acids.